Molecule: messenger RNA, 2744 nt
Organism: Marchantia polymorpha subsp. ruderalis
Lineage: Eukaryota; Viridiplantae; Streptophyta; Marchantiopsida; Marchantiales; Marchantiaceae
Source: the annotation of a GenBank genome assembly
GCCCUCCUCGUUCUCUCUCUCUCUCUCUCUCGCGUCGCGCCCUGCGAGCCUCGUGCGAAUACACCAACAUUGAGGAAGAAGAGGACGAGGGCCAUCGAUCGAUCGAGCGAGCGAGCGAGGAAAGAAGAGCAGCAGCAGGAGCAGUAGCGGGGACGGAUUGAGAAGGUUGAAGCGAGAAAGAAAGAGGGCGCGGCGAGUCCCAGGCGCUCGCGCACCAUCGCCAAAAUCGAGCGCACGAAUGUGACAAUCUGUGGCGCAAGAAACGGAAGGGAGCGCUUGGGGAGGACGAGGGCGGGAGAAGAUGAACGAGAAUCAAUCUGCGGAUGCUGCCGUUUCCGUUGCUGCGGACGAGGAGGGCGCAAGGGUGGCAGGGGAUGCACGAGGGCGAGAAUUUGGAGCAGCGGAUGCCAGAGGAGGAGGAGGAGGAGGGGAGGAAUGGGUGAUGGAGGAGGUAGAGGUAGAGGGAGAGGGAGAGGGAGCAGGAACGGCAGGGGAUGGUGGGGAAGGACGGGGAGAGGGAGAAAUGCGGAGGGCGGAGGGUGCGGAGCGAAUGCAAAUGCAGAGGAUUCGAGAGCUGGACCUGGAGCAACUCGAAGUCGAAGAGGUUGAUUCUGACGCGGAUAAUCUGCAGAGCGAUGAUUCUAGCUUGGAUGGACGGGGCGACGGGGGAGCUGGAGCGCGUGGUGGGUUUACCUUCGACACCUCCCUAGCUUCUCUGCACACAUACCUCGGCGAAGUGGAUGAUGUCGGUCAGGCCAGAUCCUUCCUGAAUGGCGGAGCACUUUUGACCCUGCCGAUGUUCUAUCUGGAAGGGAUUGUACUCUUCCCGGAAGACACGCUGCCUUUACGAGUGUUGCAGCCUCGCUUCAAGGCAGCUGUUGAGCGCGCUAUGCGACAGACUGAUGCCCCGUGCACUCUUGGAGUGAUUCACGUGAGAGCCAGGAUGCGAGGGAGUGGCGUGCACAUGGCAUCUGUGGGAACAACAGCAGAGAUACGUCAGCUGCGUCGCCUAAGCGAUGGAUCUAUGAAUGUUGUCACACGUGGUCGACAGCGGUUCCGCAUACGCAAAGCAUGGACAGAAGCAGAUGGUGCUCCGUGUGCACAAGUUCAAAUUAUUGAAGAAGAUACACCACUGCAUAUACCUAGAGAUGCAUUUGGAACUUUAGCUUCAGUCCCGCACAUGCAAAGCGGAAGAGUUCCGCGAGCAACAGUGGAAGUCCAAGAGGGCAGUGACGAGGACGCCGGUCAGCAAGUCAGUAGCGAGGGUGAUUUCUUCGAUGAGGAUGAUUCUGAUUCCGGGCGAGACGAGCGAGCGCUUCCAGCAUUCGGUCAUUUUGGUGGUGAGAGUAAUGAUCCUUGGCAAAGGGUUGUAGAUCGAGGCGCAGGAGAAGAUGAAAGUAGUGAAGAGGAGGAAAGACUAAGAUGGUGGUGGCGGCUUCGCAGCAGAGGUGAUAGGAGAAGGCCUGUUCGAAGACAGCACAGGGACAGGGAGCCCCGGAGAGAGGACAGGACUGGUCAGGAGGUGGAGAGCUCAAGCGAACCAGCGGACCAAGGCGAGACAUCUGUCACUGGUAAUGGAGGUGCUCAAGGUAAUAAGAGACCCAAGCUUGACGGCGCUUGGGGAGGGGCUUGCAAGGCAUGGGCGGCAGACGAAAGCAAGUGGCUCCACAGGGCUCAGAGAACAACUUGGCCUCAUUGGGUGUAUAGGAUGUAUGAUGCGUACGAUCUCGCACGUAGAGCUGCCGAUAUGUUACGGCAAAUGGCUGAGCUGCCAAGAAUGGAAGAGAUGGUACGGAGCCCUGCAAUGUUGUCCUUCUAUAUUGCGAGUAACAUGCCAUUGCAUGACUCCACCCGGCAAGAGCUCUUGGAGGUGGAUGGUGUAGUUCACCGCUUAAGAAGGGAAAUACAACUCUUGGAGUCGAUGGAUCGGCUUCGAUGCAAAACUUGCUCUGCUUUCAUAGCGAGGAGAAGUAAUAUGUUGGUUAUGUCAGCAGACGGACCCAUAAGUGCGUACGUCAAUGCCGAAGGUUAUGUACAGGAGACGCUCACUCUUUCUCGAGCUUGGGGUCUCAUGCUAAGGGGGCGCCCGGAUACUACUAACAGCUGGUUUCCCGGAUAUGCGUGGACGAUAGCUUACUGCAGUCAGUGUGAACUUCAUAUGGGCUGGCGCUUUACAGCUGUCAAGAAAGACUUGCGACCUAAAGCUUUCUGGGGAGUGAGGAGGUCCCAACUCGCCGAAAAUAGCUGACGGCUUGAAGGCUUUUCCCAGCUGAGAUAGUCUGACUAGAGCUGAUCAGGGACGCCGCAUUAGUAUAUGCUCUAUUUAUGGAUGCCGUUUUGCAUUUAACUAUGUAUAUACGACUGAGAAGGUCCCGGUAUAACCUGAGGUGUUAGGAAGGGAGAUUGUUCUGAGAAAGAUGGUUAUCCGUCUGUUCCUCCAUGUGGUGCAGUUCUCUCGUGGAUCCAAGCCCACUUUUAUCAAUGUGAACUCGUGACAUACGGAAUAUGAAGGGUAUAGCAAAAGCUGUUAAAUUUGAGGGAAGUCCUGCCUUGAUAUAGGGCGAUCUAGCCCUACAGUCCCCACUUGGCUCUCCAGACAAUGCCAUACGUCGAUUAAUUUUUCCAGGCUGAUUCUGCCUGCUUAUUAUGCCUUAAGAUCACCGAACAUGAGGAUGAAUCUCGUGGUUGGUUUCAUUUUCAUGAUUGGAGACUACUCACAAAUGGUUUCGAAUAUCCUACUUUUG